This is a messenger RNA of Penicillium coprophilum, 438 nucleotides long. RefSeq lists its product as uncharacterized. Bases 1 to 438 code for a protein of 145 amino acids. The transcript is spliced from 2 exons. The record is from RefSeq and is a predicted model, not a curated record. Lineage: Eukaryota; Fungi; Ascomycota; Eurotiomycetes; Eurotiales; Aspergillaceae.
AUGUCCGACAACAAAGGAUCCCCCGAUGUGUACAAAGUCUUUACACCAGAGUUCGAUACAGUAGCUUACGACCCUUUGGAUCCUCCCAAGCGAUACCACACAGGUAUCUAUAUUGAAAAAGACGCGGAGAAUCAGCAAGGAUUCUUUGAUGACGUCACUGGCGAUAUCAUCGCCAAAAGCGGCAUGCGGUUCGAGGUGAAGGAUGACUAUAUCCCUGUCGCAACUAGGGGUAUCUUGGAAGCCUUGCCACGACCGACCAAACAGCAGGGACUUGACUUUUGGAGCACGGAUCCAGCUAAGCGGAAUAAGCUUACUUGGACAAAGGAGAAUGGGGAGCUGUACAGGCCAGGCGAGCAACAACGGCCAAUCAUGAAGUGUAAUGAAUGGACACAUCAGGUUGCGAUUCCGAAAUUGCGACAGAAAGGAAUUUUACACUGA